AUGUCGAAAGAUAUUGCUUCUAUGAGAGAAAUACAACACAACCGACAACUCAUUAUGCAAGCUCUAAAUAAGAACACAACAAACUUUUCAAACUAUUCUAAGAUAUCUGAGUCAUUGAAAGAAGGAAACUUAAAACUGACAUUAAACCCAAUGACAGAUGAGUUUCUGUUUCAAGACAAUAAGAACCAUACUGUCUGUAUAAAUCCAACAAAAGGAACUUUAAACGAGAAACCUAUAAAAGAACUUCUUUUGAAAGCAGAUAUUGACAACAAAGCUGACAAAGAAUAUGUAGACGAUGAGUUAGCACGUGUGGCUAGUGCGUUAGUGAAGAAGGCAGAUAAGGAAUAUGUGGAUGAAAAAGGUAAUGAAAUUAAAGAAAGGGUUGAAUGGUAUAAUGAAAGGACAACAAAGAUUUUAAAAACUAAAGCCAAUACAGGAUGGGUUUCAGGAUGUUUAGACCUUAAAGCCGACAAAGAAACUGUAGAUAUGUUGGCACAAACGGUUUCAAGUCAUACCAGAGGUUUAAUGGAAGAUGGACAACAGUUGAAAGAGCUUGAGAAAGGUGUUACAGAGUUAAGGAAUACAAAAGCAGACUCGACAUGGAUAAAAGGAUAUGUAGAUGCAACAAAAGAACGUAUUUUCGCAUGGACAGAAGGAACAUACCCACAAAAAUAUCAUAGACAUAGCAUCUCUGACGUAAAUGAACUUGAAGAAAAGUUAUAUAAAAAAGCAGACAAAACAGAGCUUCAAACAUUAAAGACAGAAAUACUUCAUACAGUAUAUCCUAUAGGUUCUAUUUAUACGUCAAUGAACUCUACCAGACCAGAAGUAGUACUUGGUUUUGGAACUUGGACUCAAAUAGUCGACAGGUUUUUGUAUUGUGCAAACUCUUCAAAGGAAACAGGUGGAAGUAAAACGAUUUCAGGUGAAAACCUACCUGCACACAGUCACUACAUAGAUUUAAGUACAUCUCAAGCAGGUUGGCAUAAGCAUAGAUAUUGGGAUUGGUCAGGAAUGAUAAAAGGUAAAGGAUAUGAUGUUAAAGACAACGUUAAGUUUGCUAUAGAUUGUUACUGGAGUAACACUGAGGGAGGAGGAAACCAUACACAUCGCGUUUCAGGGUAUACGCAAACAACGGGACAAAGUAAAGACUAUAUGCCACCUUACAUGACAGUUUACGCAUGGUAUAGAAUUGCUUAG
Molecule: messenger RNA, 1200 nt
Organism: Trichomonas vaginalis G3
Lineage: Eukaryota; Parabasalia; Trichomonadida; Trichomonadidae
Product: phage tail repeat-like family
Exons: 1
Coding region: 1-1200 (399 amino acids)
Source: RefSeq, a predicted model, not a curated record